Molecule: messenger RNA, 972 nt
Organism: Morchella sextelata
Lineage: Eukaryota; Fungi; Ascomycota; Pezizomycetes; Pezizales; Morchellaceae
Exons: 1
Coding region: 1-972 (323 amino acids)
Source: RefSeq, a predicted model, not a curated record
AUGGCGCCGAAAAGCAUCUUCCCAAGCAGCCCCCUCUCACUUGAGGCAAUCAAGCUCGGCCGCUUAGUCCUCAACACCCGCUAUCCCCAGCAAGAUUACAUCGACCCCUCCACCGAGUCACCAAAAUUCACCAAAAGCCCCCUCCAUGACUUUGAAGAGAUCAGGUCUUCAGUGCGAGCGUCGGGCCUUCGAACUCGGCUUGCCAGCCUUCUCUCCAUGACGUUUGAAAACCGGGACGACUAUCUCGUCGAUUUCUCUGCGGCAAAGUCCUUCACAUUCCUGUUGGACAACUCGAAAGCGUGGUUUGCCCGGGCGUGCGGGAACCCCGAGUCACGCACAUGGCUUAAUCACGCGAUAGAGGAUGAUGCCAAUGUUUAUUUAGUUGUUGGAUUCCACACUCUUGUCGAUGCCCGUGUCACCGAACGAGGCCGCAUCUCCGAGAGCGGAGACUUGAGUACGGGUGUUAAAAUCACUGGUGGUGGCAUACCCGGGGUUGGCGGGUUCGAGCUUACCGCUGAGGUAGGUGCUGGAAGCGGACAAGGCCACAGGUUUCAACGCAUGUUCGCUACGCCAGGUGAACAGAUAUAUGCCGUACAAUACAGGAAAGUCAAGUUUAACUGGUAUUCAAGCCGUAAAGUCGAGACAGCCUUCCUUGAGCCGAACAAUCGAUGGAAGCCCUGUCUGGGUGUUAGGGGAGAAGUUUCAACAGGGGUAGAUGAUGUGGUGGAGGUUGAAAUUAACGAGGGAGGGGAGGACGAGGACGAGGACGAGGAUGAGGAUGAGGGCGAGGAUAAGGGCGAGGAUGAGGAUGAGGAUGAAGAUGAUGAGGAUGAGGAUGAGGAUGAGGAUGAUGGGGAAGACGAGGAAGACAUCGAUGAAGAAAAAAAAGGUGUCCGUCCAGUGGGUGUUAAAAGUAACAAGGUUACUGAGAAGUAUGUUACCGAAAGCGGUGGAAUAGAGUUUGUCUUCUAG